Molecule: messenger RNA, 242 nt
Organism: Pyricularia grisea
Lineage: Eukaryota; Fungi; Ascomycota; Sordariomycetes; Magnaporthales; Pyriculariaceae
Exons: 2
Coding region: 80-190 (36 amino acids)
Source: RefSeq, a predicted model, not a curated record
CUUGCCGUCGCCACAAGACCCAGCUUUACGACGCACUAUACGUAGGGCAUUCAUUUACUUUGACAGCCUGAGGAUAGACAUGCCUUGGGACCACUUGAGGAGACACAAGAAACCUAGGAAACGAACAGCAGAGCAAGCCCCGAGGUCCCCGCUCGUGACCUUGAUCUUGAUCCUGUCCGCCCUUACUUAACAGUGUCUAAACGACAAUCUUGAGUUAUAUGAUAUGUUGACAAAUGUUUUCU